AUGGUCCGCUGCGCGACGCUCGUCAUCGGCCCGGCCGGCGCCGGCAAGUCGACAUACUGCAACCUCAUGCGCACGCACUGCGAGGCGCAGCGGCGGCGCGUCCACGUCGUCAACCUCGACCCAGCAGCGGAGCACUUUCGGUACCCGGUCGCGGCCGACAUCCGCGACCUCGUGCCGCUCGAGGACGUGAUGAGCGAGCUGCGGCUGGGCCCGAACGGCGGGCUCAUCUACGCGAUGGAGUACCUCGUCGACAACAUUGACUGGCUCGAGUCGGAACUCGACGACCUCGGCGGCGACGAGUACGUCCUGUUUGACUGCCCGGGCCAGGUCGAGCUCUACUCGCACGUGCCCGCGAUGAGCCGCGUCGUCUCCGAGCUGCAGCGCAUGGGCUUUCGGCUCGCCUCGGACGCGCCAAAGUUCGUGGCCGGCGUGCUCGCCUGCCUCUCCGCCAUGACGAUGCUCGAGCUGCCGCACUGCAACGUGCUCUCAAAGUGCGACUUGCUGCCCAACCGCCGCCUGCUCGACGAGUUGCUCGACGCGGACGCGGCGGUGCCGCGCGCUCGAGGCUCGACGAGUCCGGCCUCUCCUCGCCGCGAGCUCUUCACGGCUCCGGCUCUGCUCGAGGACUGGUCGAUGGUGCAGUUCCUGCCGCUCGACCCGCGCGACACCGACUCGGUGGACGAGAUCCUCGCGCAGAUCGACAACGCGCUGCAGUACCACGAGGACGUCGAGCCGCGCGACCCCGACGAGCGGGACGAGGACGACCCCGAGGUGGAGGAGCACGACGAGUCAUGA
Messenger RNA from Emiliania huxleyi CCMP1516, 795 nucleotides. RefSeq lists its product as hypothetical. NCBI's taxonomy places the organism in Eukaryota, Haptophyta, Isochrysidales, Noelaerhabdaceae. The transcript is spliced from 6 exons. The record is from RefSeq and is a predicted model, not a curated record. The coding region runs from base 1 to 795 and encodes 264 amino acids. Gene Ontology annotation, molecular function: GTPase activity.